AUGUCGUUCGGGCAGUGGGUGAUCGGGCCACCAGGGUCGGGCAAGACGACCUACUGCAACGGCAUGUCCCAAUUCCUCACCGCCAUGGGCAGGAAGGUGUGCAUCAUCAAUCUCGACCCUGCCAACGACGCACUCCCAUAUGAGUGUGCCAUCGACAUGAGGGAGCUGGUGUCCCUUUCCGAUGUCAUGGAGCGGCUCGCACUCGGACCCAACGGAGGGCUGAUCUACUGCAUGGAGUACCUGGAACAGAACAUGGAUUGGCUACACGAGAAGCUACAGCAGUUCAAAGAGCACUAUCUGCUGUUUGACACGCCGGGCCAGGCCGAACUCUACACCAACCACACGAGCAUGCGACGCAUCGUCGACCACAUCCAGCGAUGGGGUGUCCGGCUGUGCGGGCUGCACUUGAUCGACUCGUACUACUGCAGCGUGCCGUCGACCUACAUCUCGGCCGUGCUGCUCUCCCUCUCGACCAUGCUCCAUCUCGAGCUGCCUCACAUCAACGUCCUCUCCAAGAUCGACCUCGUCGAGAAAUACGGCAAGCUUGCGUUCGAUUUGGAGUUCUUUGCGGAUGUGGGCGACCUGGACUACCUGCUGGACCGACUCGACGCCGACCCGUUCGGCAAGAAGUUCGGCAACCUCAACAAGGCCCUCUGCUCACUCAUCGACGACUACUCCCUCGUCUCCUUCACCACCCUCAACAUCCAGGACAAGGAGAGCGUGUACAAUCUGGUGAAGAUGAUUGACAAGACGAAUGGCUACGUGUACGGGUCGUUCAUCCCGGGCAACGAUUCGAUCAUGACCCUCAUGGAGAGCAGCGCCACCACCUGGCAGUUUGACAAGUUCGCCGCCGUACAGGAACGAUACAUCGCCAACGACGACGACGACGACGACGAUGAAGCCGAUCAUGAUGAUAAUGAUGACAUCGAAAGGGAAGAGGGAGACGUCGACGUGGUAGCCGCGUCGUCGCAACGAAGCCAACAAGAAGAGGAAGAGGCCCCGCCACCAGCAACGACUUCGAAGGGGAAGGAGAAGAGUUGA
Molecule: messenger RNA, 1041 nt
Organism: Acanthamoeba castellanii str. Neff
Lineage: Eukaryota; Discosea; Longamoebia; Acanthamoebidae
Product: ATP binding protein, putative
Exons: 8
Coding region: 1-1041 (346 amino acids)
Cellular component (GO): cytoplasm
Molecular function (GO): GTPase activity
Source: RefSeq, a predicted model, not a curated record